Molecule: messenger RNA, 453 nt
Organism: Dibothriocephalus latus
Lineage: Eukaryota; Metazoa; Platyhelminthes; Cestoda; Diphyllobothriidea; Diphyllobothriidae
Source: the annotation of a GenBank genome assembly
GGGACCUCUAAGCCGGCCCACUAUCAUGUCCUCUAUGACGACAGCAACUGGAGUUCCGAUGAUCUCCAAGCUGUUACCUAUUGCCUUUGCCACGCCUACCAGCGUUGUUCUCGCAGUGUCUCCUAUCCGGCACCCACCUAUUACGCGCACCUAGCCGCGUUCCGUGCGCGCGAUUGGUUAAAGGACUGUGAACGGCGUGAAAAUCUUUUCGUGGAUGGGAAGAAGUUCAAAGUUACCUGCAGCCAAUUUAGCGGAGUGCUAGAAGUACUGUUGCUAUAUCUGUCCAAUCCGCAAGUAAGAGUUGAUGCUGAUUUGCGUCAGCGCGAAGGCUCAUGUCCGGUCUACGUCAAUUCCGAGUUAUACGUGUUCGUGGACGAAGCACGUCAUGGCUGGCCUUGUCCCCCGCAACCCCACCUCUAUCAGAUUUUACAAAUUUUGGACUACGAGGACUAG